UGAAAUGACGGUCACCAACACGGUCACCGCAGAGCUUUCUUAUGUCUCUCUGCCCUCUGAUGGUAGCCAACCACUCCGAUACUUAACCAAACCACCAGAGGGUGUUCCGGUGACCAACUACAAGGAAGUGAAGCACUUGGUUCCGGUCGAAAACGUUCGCGGACAAGAGGAUAAAUUCACCUUGGACACCUCCGGGUUUCAGUUUUCACUGAAUCAGCCCACGAAAGUCAAGACGUUUACGGAUGACAAAGAGGUGGAGGAGAAGUAUUACCCAGAGAGCGUUGAGGUUAUCAAGAAAGCUACAGGAGCUUCGAAAGUCUUCAUUUUUGAUCAUACCGUCCGACGGCGCAUCGAAGGUGAAGCCGGUAUCGAAGACCCCAAAAGACGUGGCCCAGCAGCGACUGUUCACGUUGACCAAACACCUUCAGCUGCUGUCUCCCGCGCUCAUCGCUAUUUCGCCUCCCUGGGAAAUGAAGAAGAGGCAGAACGUCUUUUAAAGAAGAGAUUCCAAAUUAUUAACCUCUGGCGUCCUAUCACACAUCCGGCUGACGAUCGGCCUUUGGCGUUGUGUGAUUUUAGAAGCACCAAUCCGGAAGAAGAUUUGGUACGGGUCGAACUCGUGUUUCCAGAGAGAGACGGGGAGACGUAUGGGGUGGUGUGGAACCCAGGACACCAAUGGAAGUAUUUGAAGGGAAUGAAACUGGAUGAGGUGAUCUUGAUUAAAUGCUAUGAUUCAGUACGGGAGGAGGGGAUCGCGACUAUGACCCCACAUACCGCUUUUGCUGACCCUUCGACGCCGGAGGGAAGCCCGCCAAGGGAGUCGAUUGAGCUCAGGGCACUGGUCUUUUACGAGUGA
This is a messenger RNA of Marasmius oreades (fairy-ring Marasmius), 856 nucleotides long. RefSeq lists its product as uncharacterized. Bases 5 to 856 code for a protein of 283 amino acids. NCBI's taxonomy places the organism in Eukaryota, Fungi, Basidiomycota, Agaricomycetes, Agaricales, Marasmiaceae. The record is from RefSeq and is a predicted model, not a curated record. The transcript is spliced from 3 exons. Gene Ontology annotation, molecular function: oxidoreductase activity.